Nestor notabilis (Kea) is the source of this 403-nucleotide messenger RNA. RefSeq names its product parathyroid hormone-related protein-like. The transcript has a single exon. Gene Ontology annotation, cellular component: extracellular region. Gene Ontology annotation, biological process: regulation of chondrocyte differentiation; adenylate cyclase-activating G protein-coupled receptor signaling pathway; bone mineralization. The record is from RefSeq and is a predicted model, not a curated record. Gene Ontology annotation, molecular function: peptide hormone receptor binding; hormone activity. NCBI's taxonomy places the organism in Eukaryota, Metazoa, Chordata, Aves, Psittaciformes, Psittacidae. The annotation marks the transcript as partial.
UAAAAGAACGGUGACGGAGCACCAGCUCAUGCAUGACAAAGGGAGAGAGUUUCAAGGGCUGAAGCGCCUGAUGUGGCUCCACAAUGCCCUGGGCAGCGUGCACACAGCCAGCAGCAGGGAUAUUUCCCUUUCAAAUGCCAUGUGGGAUUCACAGAAGAGCCAAGAUCCCUCAGAUCUCUACAACAGCAUCAACAGGGACAAGACUUCAAGCCUGAUGAAGCAGCUGCUGGGACUGAUGGAAAAGGAGCAGGGCUUCCCCCCGUUAAAGCAGCUGGAUCUGCUGCAGUAUAUGAAGACCCCAAAGGGUAAUUGGAACCUGCAAGAGCUUUCUGACCUCCUUGCAGUCAAAGAGCUGGGCAGCAGGAGAGAUCCUGGCAGCCAGGCACAGAACUAUUCCCACUAG